CACUGCUCUGCACAUCCACUUGAAGAGAAGUUCUUCAAGCGAAAAAUAACAUGGGCUAAAGGUACCGUUUUUGCUUCAGCGAAGUGGAAAGAUGCGUCUGCUUUUUAGCAACCCCCUGCUGCUGCCACUGCUAUGUCUGGAAAUUUUGGGUGCACAGCAAGUUAUCAACGUUCGAGCGGUCCUUUCUGGGGUGUCGAGUUUGUCGUCGGUGCGACUGUCACUGAGGUCCCGACGCGUAUACGUGGUGCGUUGCUGCGGUGGACGCUCUUGCCUUGAGACCAAGCCACGUAACGACACGGAGAUCGUCUACCAAUACCAGGAAGACGACUACGGGGAGGACGGCAACGCGACGACAAGCGGAGGGACGUCGAAUGCUGCAGAGGAAUUCACAGACACAACCAGCGGGGAGGAGACGACAGCCUCCGCCGAAGAGACCAGUCCAUCCGAGGAAACCACCCCCACGGAAGGCGAAACUACCCCUGAGGCUGAGACAACGAUCGGCGACGGGACGUCGGCCUCCAACGCAGCCCUUCGUGUCGCCCCUGACGCCAGGAACAUGCAGGCACGCCUGCUGCACUUUGUCAAGGCCCUACCCCCUUCUACUGAUAAGGCUCCCACUUCUAGGGGGACGCCUCCAGCUGUGAUCACCACUUUGUCCACCACUACGACGACCCCUCCAGCAACCUCCCCUCCUACGUCACCUGCGUGGGAGCAGUCGACGACAAUAGCAGUCCUCAAGGCGUUGCUGGCGCCACCUUCGACGCCACCAGGGGCCACUGAGCGCGUCGCCUCUCUCCAUGAUGCCCUCCAAUUCACCCCUGAACCCCUUUUCAACCCACUCGCAAAUUGACGAUUGACGUUCCAUGCACCAACUUACCUUAUCCAUUCCGUCUCAUUUAUUUCAACAAUACACACGCCUAAUUGUGCAUUGUUUUUUUUCUCUCUGAAAGCCUUUGGAAUUAUUUUGUGAAUUUAAGUUUAACCUGUGGAGUAGACCUUUUCUUAAUUUAAUGUUACAAUCUGAUCAGAUAUUUGUUUGGAAUCUGAACUUGUUUCAUGUUUAUAUGCAGCAAAUAAAAACGGUGACCUAU
Messenger RNA from Neocloeon triangulifer, 1091 nucleotides. RefSeq lists its product as uncharacterized. Bases 92 to 850 code for a protein of 252 amino acids. The record is from RefSeq and is a predicted model, not a curated record. The transcript is spliced from 4 exons. NCBI's taxonomy places the organism in Eukaryota, Metazoa, Arthropoda, Insecta, Ephemeroptera, Baetidae.